This is a messenger RNA of Rotaria sp. Silwood1, 771 nucleotides long. Lineage: Eukaryota; Metazoa; Rotifera; Eurotatoria; Philodinida; Philodinidae. The record is from the annotation of a GenBank genome assembly.
AUGCGUCAGACAAUCAUUAUUGGAAUCUAUAUCUUCGUUAGUUACUGUGAGAAAGUAACUUAUGUGCUUAUAUCAACGUUUUUUCCGACACCAAAUAUCAAUCCUAAUGAUAAAUAUGUUCUUAUUAGUGGUUGUGAUAGUGAAUUUGGUCAUGGAUUAGCUAUUGAACUUGAUAAACAAGGUUUUAACGUUCUUGCUGAUGUCUUCCUUCCUGACAAUGUAGCGUUUCUUAGAGAAAAACUUUCAUCAAAAGCUACAGUUUUUCGUCUUGAUAUUACUAAACAACUAGAUAUUGAUGGUGCAUUUGAAUUAGUCAAUAAGGAAACAAAAGUUCUUCAUGCACUGGUUAAUAAUGCAGGGAUAGCUAUUUUGGGUAAUAUUGAUUGGGCAUCAAUGGAAGAUAUGCGUAAAGUUAUGGAUGUGAACUAUUUUGGACAUGUUGCAAUGACAAAAAAGUUUUUACCUUUACUUAUUGCUAAACGUGAUUCUCGUGUUGUUAAUAUUUGUUCAGUAGCUAGUUAUCUUGCAUCAGCAAGUAUGUCUGCUUAUUGUGCAUUGAAAUAUGCUGAAGAUCCUAUGAAAGUUGUUCGAGCUCUUCAACAUGCUGUUAUGAAUACAGUUCCUCGUAUUCGUUAUCGACCUGGAUGGCAAUCAAGUCUUGGUUUCUUUCCAGAAUCUCAUUUACCAGCCUGGGUUGUUGAUUGGCUUUUGAGCAAUCUAGAUAAAUCAUUUCAUGUUCCUGCAUUUUUUUCUCAACAACUUAAAGACUAA